AUGUCAACUGCAACUAUUCCAUUGAAGCGUAUUACUUUAUAUAAAAAUGAUUUAGGUUAUUUUGAACGAACAGUUCCCAGUUCAAAAUCAUCAUCAUUCAUUUUGGUUGCUAAAAAGCAUAAGAAAUUAGUGAUUGAUACGUUAUGUACAACAGCGAGUACAGUCACAUUUGAUACAGAAGAGCAUGAUAAAUAUGUCGCCGAAAAUACAGCUGAACACUAUUUUGCUUUCAAUGAUUUCUCAUCAUCAACUUCAUUUGCUACGUUUCUUAAAGCAUGUAUUGGAGCUGAACUGGCAUUCUUUUGUCAGGGUGAAAACAAAGAACAAGCAGGUAAACUGAUUAUGCUAGAUGAAAUAGAAGCAUUACUGGGUCCAAAUUCAACAGAAAAAAGAACAGACUUUAUUCUUCAAAUUUUAAAUAAAGAUGGCUUUAUUCGCCAUGUCGAUCUUGCAUCAAUUAAUGGUAUUAAACUUACUGAUGUCUAUUUACAAGAACAACUUGAGAAAGUGUUAAAAACGACACUGCAAAAUAAGACACCACAAUUAAAUACAGCCUCUAAUUAUAUCCAAAUAUUAUUCAAUAGUGAUGAUUCAUUAUCAUCUUCUACAAAAGCUACUACUACAACUACUAUUGAUGAAUCAAAUAUUCUCAACGUAUCUUAUUGUUAUACAACAAAAGAGUGGCGUUGUUUAUAUCGUUGUGAAAUCGAUUCAUCUGCAUCAAACAGUAAUACUACAACGGUUGGUCUUACUUUGUUUGGUUCAGUUAAUAAUCCGACAGAAGAAGAUUGGCCUCAAAUUGAACUUAUACUUGUUGCUAAUGAACUUGAAAUUUUAAACAAUAACAAACCAACACCUUCAAUUACAAGUAAUCGUGAAGGAACAGAAAGUAGUGAUAGAAGAUCAUCAGGUGGCAUGCAAGUAUUCAUCAAAACAUUGACGGGCAAAACAAUUACAAUAGAUGUCGAAGCAUCAGAUAAAAUCGAAAAUCUAAAAUCUAAAAUUCAAGAUAAAGAAGGCAUUCCUCCUGAUCAACAGCGUAUGAUAUUUGCUGGAAAACAAUUGGAAGAUGGUAGAACAUUAGCUGAUUAUAAUAUUCAAAAAGAAUCUACUUUACAUCUCGUACUUCGAUUACGUGGUAGUCCCGGAGACGAUAGUGGUUCCAGUGCUAAGAAAGCUAGAAAAACUACUAGUAGAUCGAAUGUUGUUAUUGACGAUGAUGAAAACUAUGAGUCUAUUGAUUCAAGUCAAAUGAGUGGUCUUAGUGAACAUGUUGUUUAUAAAAUUAAUACACCAGUUACCAUUCGAUCGCAUGAAAGUGUUUUAGUGACUAUAAAUAAAUGGCAAAUGGAUGCACAACUAGUACUUUAUUAUGAUCCAAAAAUCAACGAUUUAAAUGCAAUCAAAGCUGUUCAUUUACGAAACAAUAGUGGUGUUGUAUUAGCACCAGGAAGUAUUGCUGUUUUAGAUAGUGGGCGUUUUGUUGCUCAAUGUGCGUUUACACCGAUGUUGCCCAAUGAUGAUCAAUUGAUUAAUUAUGGUUUUGAUUCGACUGUAUCUAUUCUUCGUACAACUCCACUUUCACUUCAAGAAGUUCAUACAGAAAGUGUUGAUAUAAUUUAUUCUGAAAUAGAUAAAAUCAAUACAAGAAUUGCUCCAACUGGUAUUGAUCUUCAACAAAUCUAUAUAAAACGUACACGUUAUUUAAUUAAAAACAAUUCAUUGGAUCGUCCAGUAGGAAAAUUCUAUAUCGAUCAUGUUGCUGAUCCAUCACUAGGCGGUUAUCUUGUAACAACAACAAAGAAAUGUAUUAAGUCAGUGAUGGGUUUUAGUCGUUUUGAAUUAAAACUUGAGCCACAACAAGAAAUUGAAUUUAUUGUCGAUGAACAAGCACAACAUAGUAAGAAAAUUUUUGAAGCAUCUGGACUUGAAUCAUUUUUAGAAAAACAAGUUCCAGAACUUAUUCAAUUGAAAUUAGUUGACGAGAAAACAGUUAGUUUAAUUCAAAACAUUAUUACACAAAAAUAUGUUCACCAAGUUCUUCGACAUAUGAUUGAUAGUACGAUAACAGAUAGUCAAAUUCGAACAUGGACUCCAAAACGUGAUUUAAUACCGACAUCCUUAUUUGAUAAAUCACUUGCUAUUGUUGAAACACAAAUGAUUAUACGUGAAUUAGACACAAAAAUUAAAUCACGCGAAGCACAUAUUAAAUCAAUAUUUGAAAAUCAAGAACGUAUUAGACAAAAUAUAAAAUCAUUAGAAAAAAUUGAUAAAUCUGAAUUAAUGACACGUUAUUUAAAAGAUUUGAAUACAGAAGAAGAUGAUCUCCAACAAACACGACGAGAAAUAAAAGUAAUGCAAGAUGAAUACAGUAAAAAACAACGAGCAUUAGAAGAAAAACAAGCAGCACUUAAACAUGAAGCAAACGAAAUACAAAAAAAAGUUCGUCUAUAA
Messenger RNA from Rotaria socialis, 2454 nucleotides. Lineage: Eukaryota; Metazoa; Rotifera; Eurotatoria; Philodinida; Philodinidae. The record is from the annotation of a GenBank genome assembly.